UUAAUCCUCCUUCGUACAUGUAUAUUUACAACCAAUUCAGCCAUGCUAAUAACUUUUAUAAUAUUAUAUCAACAAGUAAAGUAAAAUUCAGCUCUGCUGCAAAACAUAAUUAUACAAAAAGUAUUACUGUGCUCUCAUGGCGUGACAUUCAAAAUAAUGCUCUACUCUACACAUGUAUAUACAAGUAUAAUAAUAAUAACACAGUACUUGGUUAUGCUAUAAUUAUACAAAAAGUACUCACAUGCUAUGGUAUAUUCUACUCUUCAUACAGGCAUAUAGUAGAUAAUACAGCACUUGGUUAAAUCAUGCAAACGACGAUAAUAUUGAUGACCAAUAGACUUGCAGUGUCAGAGGAGUCGGAAGGUGGAGGACAGUCGGUGGCAAGACAGAUGUGUAAGCAAGCUCAGGGUGGUAUAUAGGAGAUGUGUAAUACAAGUAAAAUAAUUCAGCUCAGCUCUGCUUGGUUACAUAACAUGACGAUAGUACGUAGGAACCAAACGACGUUGAUGACCAAUAGACUUGCAGUGUCAGAGGAGUCGGAAGGUGGAGGACAGUCGGUGGCAAGACAGAUGUGUAAGCAAGCUCAGGGUGGUAUAUAGGAGAUGUGUAAUACAAGUAAAAUAAUUCAGCUCAGCUCUGCUUGGUUACAUAACAUGACGAUAGUACGUAGGAACCAAACGACGUUGAUGACCAAUAGACUUG
Geodia barretti is the source of this 702-nucleotide messenger RNA. The record is from the annotation of a GenBank genome assembly. Lineage: Eukaryota; Metazoa; Porifera; Demospongiae; Tetractinellida; Geodiidae.